Messenger RNA from Apus apus (common swift), 4686 nucleotides. RefSeq names its product rhophilin Rho GTPase binding protein 1 (gene RHPN1). Bases 778 to 2823 code for a protein of 681 amino acids. Gene Ontology annotation, biological process: negative regulation of stress fiber assembly; signal transduction. The transcript has 15 exons. Gene Ontology annotation, molecular function: protein binding. Lineage: Eukaryota; Metazoa; Chordata; Aves; Apodiformes; Apodidae. The record is from RefSeq and is a predicted model, not a curated record.
GGAAAGGGGGAAUUUGUUGCCCCCCGGCUGGGGUAGAACUGCAAAGGGGGGUUGUCCUUCCCCCACCCACCCCAUCCAUCUGGGGUAGGUCUUGUAAGGGGGGUCUGUGGGGUUUGUUGCCCCCUCGGUGUGAGGUAAUUUUAUAAGAGGGGAGGGGGUUUCUCACUCCCUCACUGGGGCUGCUCUUCAGUCGGGGACUUUGGGGGGUUGUGCCCUUCCCCCGGUUCGGCUAGAUCUGUAACGUGAGGGGGGGGGUCUGUGAGAGUUUGCCCCCCCUGCCCCCCUCUCCCCCAACUUGGGGUCGCUCUGUAAGGUGGGGGUCUGGAGGGUUUUACCCCCUCUCCCGCUUGGGGUAGCUCUGGGGCUCUGUGAGGUUUGCCCCAGGUAGGGCACCUCUUCGAGGGGGUGCUCAGGGUUUGCUGACCUCGUGGCUGGGGUGGCUCUACAGGGGGGUCUGUGGGCUUUUCUCUCUCUGACUUGGGGAAGUCCUGCCCCUUCUAAGGUGGCCCUGCAAGGGAGAAAGCGGCUGGGGGCUUGCAUCUAGCCUGAGGGGAGGUGCAUGGGGCUUUGCAGCACCAGAGGGCGGGUGCUGGUGGGGGUUUCAGCCCCCACGAAGGGCAGGGCUGGGCUCUGAACCCCUGGGGGCUAGUACAGCCUGGGGCCAGGCCAGGAGGACAAGGAGCCCAAGGAGGGGACACUGAGCCCCAAAAGCCACUACGUGGGAGCCCCUAGUUGUGGGCCCACCCCCUUCAACCUGUGGAUGCUGCACCCCUGGAGAUGAUGCCCCCUGAGGAGGAGAGCCUGGCUGGCAGCAGGGAGGGGGACAGUGGCUUUGUCUUCCUGCAAGCCCUGAAGAGCAGCAGCACCCGAAAGCAGGGCUGUGACCCCUUUGCCCAGACCCAGCGCAGCAAACUGCAGCAUCGCCGGGCACGGAUUAACCAGCAGAUCAACAAGGAGAUGAGGAUGAGAGCAGGGGCAGAAAACCUCUUCAGGGCCACCAGUAACCACAAGGUCAAAGAGACAGUAGCCCUGGAGCUGAGCUAUGUGAACUCCAACCUGCAGCUGCUGAAGGAAGAGCUGGAGGAGCUGAACAGCAGUGUGGAUGUCUACCAGAAUGACAGAUGGUUGUCUUCUUCUAGUGAGUCCAUCAGUGUCCCCAUGAUCCCUUUGGGCCUGAAGGAGACGAAGGAGCUGGAUUUGCUGGUACCACUAAAGGAUUUCAUCAGUGACCACUACAGAGAAGAGGGCAUCUUGUUUGAAAAAGAAAUCAAAGAGUUCAUGGAGUUACGGCAGGCAAUGCGCACCCCUAGCCGGAACGAAGCCGGGAUUGAGCUCUUGAUGGAAUAUUACAACCAGCUCUACUUCUUUGACAGCCGUUUCUUCCCUCCAACCAAAAGCCUGGGUGUCUUCUUCCACUGGUACGACUCCCUGACAGGGGUCCCAUCCCACCAGAGAGCUCUGGCCUUCGAGAAGGGCAGUGUGCUCUUCAACAUCGGAGCCCUGCACACCCAGAUCGGAGCGCGGCAGGACCGCGCGGCCCUGCCGGGGCUCAACCAGGCCAUCGAUGCCUUUCAGAAGGCAGCUGGUGCCUUUAACUACUUGAAGGAAAACUUUUCCAAUGCUCCCAGCCUGGAUAUGAGCACUGCCUCCUUGAACAUGCUGGUGCGGCUGAUGGUUGCCCAGGUCCAGGAGUGUGUCUUUGAGAAGAUGUCCUUCCUACGUGCCCAGCAUGACUUCCUCACCCGGCUGCAGCUUGCCCAGGAGGCAGCAAGGGUGGAAGACGUCUACUCGCUGGUGCACCAGACAAUGACCCAGGCCCACGUGAAGGAUUAUGUUCCCUUCUCUUGGACCACCAUGGUCCAUGUCAAGUCGGAGCAUUUCAAAGCCCUCUCCCACUACUUCGCUGCCAUUGCUCUCUGUGACUGCCCUGCGGCAUCUGAUGCGGAACUGCCGGAGCAUGAGAAGGCUUUUAUCCAGUUCCAUGUCACCAUGCCAGAGGGACCAUCACUCCGUGUCCUGCUGCAGGAUCCUGAGGAGAGGAGAAAGCUGGGAAAAGCUCAUCUGAAGAAAGCCAUCAUGAAGCAUGAGGAAGCCAUGAGGAUCCACGGUUUGUGCAAGAUCCUACGGAAGAUGGAUAUCCUCCAGGAGGUCCUCUCCUUUGCCCACAAACGCUCGCUGAGCAAAUACUCGGAAAUCGACCACGAGGAGGACUUCUUUGAAACGGGUGAUGCCCCCGACAUUCACCCCAAAACACACCAGAAACCAGAGAUAAAAUCCCCCAACUUCUCUCAGGUGAAGGUGACCGACCUCUUCCACAGGCUGGGGCCCCUCUCAGUUUUCUCAGCCAAAAACAAGUGGUACCCAGCACGGAGAGUCCACCUGAUGAGAGGAGAGAAUGGCUUUGGGUUCACACUGCGAGGAGACUCCCCUGUCCUCAUUGCCGGCGUCAUCCCGGGGGGCUGUGCUGCUGAAGCUGGGCUGAAGGAGGGAGACUACAUCAUCUCGGUGAACGGCAAGGACUGCAAGUGGUCCAAGCACGCGGAGGUGGUGCAGCUGCUGAAGAGCACUGGGGAGGAGGGAGUGGAAAUCACUGUGAUAACCCUGCAGGCCUUGGAGGGACAGAAAACUGUGGACAAGAAGGCAGCAGUGAUGUCUGCAGGCAGUGGGCUGCUGAAGAGCAACAAGGAGAACAGCAGGAAGAGCCUGAUGAACAGCAAGAGUGCCAGCACACUGCUGGUCUGGAGCAAGAAGAGCAAGAGGAGCAAGAAGAGCACCUACGGCUUCCCCUUCACUGCAGUGGGAGACAACGAGGCCAUGUACUGAAGUGGUCACCAGGCUAGGUUGUGUCCCACGAGCUCUGGGGCUGGCUGCCCGUGGAGCCUUGCAAGCAGCAGUGGCCUCUCCAGGUUGUGCUGAUGUUGGUGCUGCAAGGACCCCCCUGCCCCAGGGAUGUGCUGCUGGUUGGAUCCUCUCUGAAGAGGCAAACGAUGCACAGUGCUGAGCUCCUCCACCUCCCAGCUUCUGGGUGAAAUGAUCCUCAGCUAAACCAUGUGGGGAAACACUGAUUUAUUCUGGAUUUUUAAUUUUUUUUUUUUUUUUUUUGCUCUUAAGGGGGUGGGGGGAGCUGUGCUUUGGUAUAAAGUAGGGACUGGUUUGUGUCUUCUGCUCAGUGUGAGGAGCAGCCAAGCAAGCCCCAGCCAUUAAAGCAAAAGCUGUAACCUUCUCUAGUGUCUCCUAGGCUUUCUCUGUAAGGCAGAAGAUGGCACUGCCACUCUCCAAGAGCUGCUGGCAGAUCCAAAUCAUUCAGCAGCUCCAGCUGGAUGUUGCCUUCAUCUCCCCUUUGUUGGGAGAGGGGAUGGCAUGGGCAUUGAUGACUCAUGGUGACCCCAUCAUGAGGUCUAGCACAGGCAGCACUGGGCACCACAUCUCUGCCGUGGUAUCAGUGAGGGAUGUCCAAGUGAAAUGGCUUGAAGUUAGGAUGGGUUUGACUAUUUUUUUAGUGCUUUUUGGUUUUUUUUGUUUUGUUUUUUUUUUUAAAUAGACACCCAGCAAAUACAGCCCAGCUGCACAACCUGCUUCUUGGGAAGAAAAGGGAAAGACUUAACAUGCAUUUGUUGUCUUGCUUUUUUAAUCAGUAAAGGUGGAUUGCCCUAAAUAUGUGAGUAGAUUAAUAGCUAAGAGCCUUGGGUUGUUUUUUUUCUUGGUAUGAGAUUAAAAUUCCAGGAAGAUAGCUCCUCCAGAUUAUUAAACUAUUAAAUUUGUGCUGGUAUUGGAUCUUGCACACGUUGCUAAUACCCUAACACUGUGCUGUCAGCAUUCAUACCAGAACUGGGCUGAUGGAUACAUACAUCUUGGUAAUUGUACUGGAAAUGCUGGGAGACUCCGAAUGAGCGCUUAGAUAUAUUGGCAAAAUUUUCUCAAUCCCAUUUCUGCCUCGUGCAUUAUUUUUCUGAAGGCUAAAGAGCUGUCUGGUCUUCAGUGCUUGGAUGAUCUUGGUAGGUAUAAAAUACCCUUCAGAGAUGCAAUUGUAUUUUUGUACUUUUGAAGUUGUGACGAAUUUGUAGCUGUAGUUUGAGGAAGUGAACGUGCUCUGGCAGCGGGAUGUCGGCACGAGAGCAUCCCCUCUGGGUUCUACCAUGACUUCUUCUUGGUGGCUCCAUGCCCAAAUGCCAAGUUUUCAGCCUCUUUUUUAAUUCUUUUUUUAUUUAAGGAGAACUAAAGGAAGGCUUUUAACUCUGUCUUAUUGACCAAGAGGCCUCUCUGUAGACCGAGACAUCAUCAGACCGGAUUACAAAUCCGGCUGCCACCACAGGACCAUCUGGUGCAGAUUUUCUAGGUAAUCUCGCCACCUGCUUGGCACAGGAGUGGUGAGGGUGGGGGUAGGUUCACAGAAAACACCAUCUUCUUGUUAAAACAUCCCAGCAACAUCUUUCCCCGAUCUUAAAUGUGUUGCUGACAUGGAUGUCCCUGAGCUGGAGCAGUAUCCUUUUAGAAGAAGCGUGCACAAGUGGAGACCCUGCUCGUCGCGUUGCCACCAGCAUCACCCGACCCCUCUGCUGGCCUUGGCAGAGAGGUUUUGUUUUGUGUGAGUUGGAGAAUUUCCCUAACACCAGUGGUUUGGGUUUGGUUUGGUUUUGUAUAUGGACUCUCACCUUUUAUGGAUUAAAAAGCACUGAUUCAAAACCA